Messenger RNA from Aspergillus mulundensis, 1164 nucleotides. RefSeq names its product ribonuclease P protein subunit p40. Gene Ontology annotation, biological process: tRNA 3'-end processing; tRNA 5'-leader removal; endonucleolytic cleavage in ITS1 to separate SSU-rRNA from 5.8S rRNA and LSU-rRNA from tricistronic rRNA transcript (SSU-rRNA, 5.8S rRNA, LSU-rRNA). Gene Ontology annotation, cellular component: ribonuclease MRP complex; multimeric ribonuclease P complex. The record is from RefSeq and is a predicted model, not a curated record. Gene Ontology annotation, molecular function: ribonuclease P activity; ribonuclease MRP activity. NCBI's taxonomy places the organism in Eukaryota, Fungi, Ascomycota, Eurotiomycetes, Eurotiales, Aspergillaceae. Bases 1 to 1164 code for a protein of 387 amino acids. The transcript is spliced from 7 exons.
AUGUUUGGCCUAGAGGAAGAUGGCGCCUCAGGGCGCGAGAAAUGCUACACCACCAUAGCCAGCCUGCCUCAGUUCAUUGACCCCAAGCAACCUCCCACCAAGCAGUCCCCAUUCUCUACGAUUCUGAGCAAUCACUUCGUGCAUACGGUUGAAGUUACCAUGCCCAAAGAAAUUUACUCUUCCAUUGAGAGCCAAUUAAAUUCCAAGCUGCAAAAGCUUCAAUAUGCUCGCCUUUCUAUGACACUUUCGUUAUUGAUUGACGGAGACUUCUUCAACACCUAUAUCAAAACAGGAAACAUUCUUAUGAUAUCUGAAGGCCGGUCAGGGCUGGACAGUGUCUACACCCUUAUAGACGGAGUUCUAAAGCUAGAACUCGGCAAAGAGGACUACGAAAAGACAGGGUUGACGGGUAAACCUGUCCGCACUGGUGCAAAGAAGCAUGCAAAGGAGAGGUUCGUCGUCGAGCUCAACUUACGGCUGCCAUCAAUGCUGCAUGGCAAGAAGGGCUUCCAAAGGAUAGAAUGGGCUUUCAAGAACGUCCUGAACAAGCCCACACAAUGGCUAUUCUUUGAUCUGGGCACGGACUCCACAGGUGUAGCAGAAGAUGACCAAUCACUAAAGGGCACCAACCCCGAACUCAUCCCCUGCUCACCAGUCCUCACAACCCACCAAAACAUCACAACACCCUCCUUCUCAGAUUUUAACAUCGCAGCGCAGUCCGAGUUAGACAUGAGGGAUAUCUGCGGCGAGAUCUCCGAAUGGCUAGCCUUGGUGUCUCUGCGAUCUGGCCGUGUUUCCGCAUACGACGAUAUAGAUCCGUACCUGUGCCGAUAUGAUGCGCCAGAGAUAGGGACGAACAGUGCCACUGAUCUCGUCAGCCUGAAGUGGCGCGGGUUCAUUCCUCCCAACUGGAUUCUGCAGUUGUUUAUUACAUUUUUCCGAGAAACUGCACCUCGGAUUACCGGGACGCCGGCCUGGUUUGCUCUCUCUGCAAGUACCCUUGGAAGAGACGCAGUCGAGAGUAAAGAUGGGUAUACAAUCAUGGCGUUGCCCGCGGUAAGUUCCGCUAGUGCUGGGAAUAGUGCCCAUGAAGACGAAAAUGCGAAGGCAAUGGACGCUCGCCACUUCAUUUCCUGGGAAUAUAUAGGUGCGUCGAUAUUAUGA